AUGGCCGUAGUCUCGAGAAAUUCCAAUGAUAUCUUCAGGCUCUCCUCCACCGUCCGGCACAAAGCUUUGCAGAAUCAGAAUUCAACCCAGCUCAACAAUUUUUUGGAUUUCGACGUGCUGGUAGCGAAUUGUAUUGACACCUUCAAGUCCGAUCCGCGGUACCGAAAUGACGUCAGAUUUCUCAAGAUUGGUUCCUCUAUUUUAGAUUAUAAAAGGGUGUUUAAAGAAAUGAAGGAGCACAUUCUCUGUACAAAAAAAGCUCUGAUUUCGUUUGCUUUGUUUAUGGAACAAGGCAGGUUCAUUGAUGCUUUUAUGAUACAUCAACUUGGGAUGUAUAGUCUCUUGCUUAGGGCUCGCUCUCUUUUAUUGAUCCCUUUCCACUCCGCAUUGCCAAUUCUCCUCUGCCGGCAAAGAGGAAUAUAUCUUCCGAGCUCUUCAAGAAAUACGUACCUUCUUACUGACAAAGGUUGCAAGAUUCUGGCAUCGGAUAGCAAACCUAGCUGCCUUCUUUCUGAAAUGGGCGUCACAAUUUUGCUAAUUAUUGGUACAAUUACCUUGAUUGUGAUCCGAAUCUCGUACGUUGUUUACUGUACCGGUAAACCCAGGUCUGGAAAACCUCUACCGCCUCUGAGUACUCUGAUCAUGGAGAAGUUUAAACCGAGAUAUUACGUAGCUGCUGCGACUGAUAGUAUGAGUCUUCAAAAGGCUCGUCUGCUGGAGGAUUCUUUGAUGGACAAGAUUUUGUGCAAUGGCCCCGGGACUUGUAUACCACUCUGCAUGAUCGCGUUCAUUUUUAAGGUUCUUGGGGUCAGGUGGUCAUCCAUCUUAUAUAUCGAGAGCAUAGCCAGAGUUAGGAGGCUAUCGUUGAGCGGAUUGCUUCUCUACAAACUGCAUAUGGCUGACCAGUUAUUUGUGCAAUGGCCACAGCUGAAGAGCAAAUAUCCUCGGGCUAAUUAUCUCGGCCGUCUU
Messenger RNA from Striga asiatica, 969 nucleotides. NCBI's taxonomy places the organism in Eukaryota, Viridiplantae, Streptophyta, Magnoliopsida, Lamiales, Orobanchaceae. The record is from the annotation of a GenBank genome assembly.